Klebsormidium nitens is the source of this 2862-nucleotide messenger RNA. The record is from the annotation of a GenBank genome assembly. Lineage: Eukaryota; Viridiplantae; Streptophyta; Klebsormidiophyceae; Klebsormidiales; Klebsormidiaceae.
UAGGUCCUAGGUACCUGUGUUGGGUGGAUCGGACACUGCACCGCCCUGCUGGAGAACCGUGGUGCACCGCCCUAAUAUACCUACAGGCCUCUAGAGAGGUUGGUCAGCAGAAGCUACUGUAGCAACUUCAAUCCUAUGCUUCAAAGCUCCUUUCUGUCUCUCAGUCUCACUGGUUUCAGGGGGAUUACUCACACAGGCGCGAAGUCUGUACCUCAAUGUUUGACUCCAAAUAAUGAAAUUACAUUAAAUUCUGCCGCAGGAUUGGCCAGAGUCAAGGUAAAACUGCCACAUGGCAGCAGAUGGCACAGUGCAGCGAUCCCUGGAGGUUCGCGUCAUCUGCAGAUUGUGCUAGAGCCUAUAGGACCUAGGCUUAGCUCUUGAUGAUCGGGAUGCCCUGAGACCCACUGAACACUGGAUGGAACCCAGUGCCACAAAAUGGAGAAUAUAAUCAGCCAAAGUCGUUUCUGGAGCACUUUCCAGUGGGCAAAUGCUGUCUGGGAGAGGGACUGAAGCACCUUCAGCUGGCAGCUGCAGGGAUGGGUGUACGGGACGCGCAAGGGCAGGAGUCUGGGACAACCACCGAAGCAUUGGCCGCUUCCUCACCAACAUUUAAUCGGGAAUAUGAUGUCUUCGCCGCGCACGCAUUCCCUAAAAAACCAGUUGCUAAGCCGCUGUCGAAGGAGUUAUCGGCAGUCCACUUGGUGACCGUCCAGAAUGAGGAGGACAGGGAGGACCCGACGUCCCUGUCUGAUCGGCACUUGCGCUCGACUGCCAGCAGAUCCUCUCCUCAGCAGGUCGAGGGACGACCGCGCGAGUUCUUCUGCCCCUGGUGCGAUAAGAUUAUGACGGACCCCGUGACUUUGGACACACAGACCAACUGCUGCAAGGCCUGUGUCCACAAACUUGGAGGCAUAUGCCCAGAGACGGGCUUGAACCUGUCAAGCAGCGUCGUAGAAAAUAAUGAUCUCAAGGAACGAAUCCAAGGACGGGACGGUUCUCUCUCGACCUCCGAGUCUCAAUCCAACACAAGCGAGCCUGCCGACGCUCCCUCGCCCGCAUCAGCAACCACUAGAGUGACACGUGGCGCCGGGGAAGAACGAGCGGAAGGCGCGGGUGAUAUGUCCGAUCUUCCAAGCGAUGUGCUUCGUCAGGUGCUUCGUCAAGUGCUACCCAUACCCCAGGUCUGUUCGCGUGUGCUAUCCGACUCACGGCGAGGAAGGUUACUGCUUCAGCCCGACGGGAGUCUGACGACGAACGAUUCGCCACGGUCCCUCGAGGGGCCGAACAUUCAAGAGUCCGGUCCCAGUGGUAACGGCACCGCGCUGUCCCAAGCGAACCGGAAACGACCACGUGCCGAGAGCGACGGCGAGACGGCAGGAGUUUUGCGCCGGCGCAUUUCGGACCGGACAACUUUCGACGACGGGCGCGACAUUGUACGCGCGGAACAGGACGAGAUGCUCGGGGCAGCGAAGCGAGAGCAGAUUAAGGGAGCCGGGGCCGUUUCGGACGAGCAGACUCCCAAGAUGUUCAAGUGCCCCAUCACCUGGGAACUUAUGGAGGACCCGGUGAUUGCACUGGACGGCCACACCUACGAACGCCACGCGAUCGAGAACUGGUUCAGGCAUAAGAGGGCGUCUCCGGUUACCAAUCUCCGGCUAUCCCAGACGCAACUCAUUCCCAACUACAACUUGCGGAGCGCCAUCAAGGAUUGGCAGGAGAGGGCUGCGAAGCCCAAUGCGUCGCUAUGACGUGCUGAUUAUUGUUGAACCUGUUGGGAAAGCGAGGGCUACAUCCGGAUGUGCGGCAAACCCCUUGCUACCUACACGGGUGCAACAAAUUCCUUUUUUUUUUCUUUUCAACGGUGUUCAGAGGCACGUCAACAUCGCCUCAACGUAUGAAGCUACUAUGGAGCCUUGUUAGUACCAUUCGUGUGAACGUGCGGUUCGCGGUCGCAACCCACAACUAGGAGGAUGUCGAGACCCAUUCUCCGCCUGCUCUAUAUUGGUUCCGAGAAUGGAACCGUUCAAUUUACUAGACGCUUUCACUGGGACCAAGUUUGACGCUCAACUUCGUUGACUUUGGGCUCGCUGGAACAAGUCAAGUUCACAGGCCUGCAAAUGGCCCGACCCGCAGCGGAUGGGAGAGCUUGAUCUUGGUGUUCCUUCCUUUUGAGAUCUGCAACGCUUGGCUUUGUUUAGUUGGGCGAUUGGGACCCGGCGAUGGCCUCAAGGAAGUCGUCCCCUUUGGUGGUCUUGGACGCUUUCCAUGCCUGCAACCCCUUAAUAUCAGGCUGGACGACCGGGAUGUUGAUAUAUGGCCGGACGACCGUGGGUUCACUUGAGGGCUGGACGACCGUGGUGAUACUUGAGGCUGGACGACCGGGCCGUUGUGUUUAUAAGAACUUGGACGACCGGGCCAUUGUGAAAUUAUAUCUGAGGCAGGACAAUCGGGCCGUGGUGUAUAUAAGUUGGCUGGACGACCAGGCCGUAGUUUGAAAUGUGCCGUGGUGAUACUUGAGGCCGGACGACUGGGCCGUGGUGUUUGUUAUGAUCGACUGGACGCUUCAAUAAGUCAGAGCAUUGACGAUUGGGAUCGGCCAUCUUAUCCAUCGAUGCGCUCGUUCCUUAGCGUUAAAACCGUUGGCCAAACUUGUGGUUCUAUAGCCGCUAAAAAAUAAGAAUCCUAAAGGGAUGCCGCCUAUAGUCGUUGCAUGCUAGCUUUGCCAACAAUAAACCUUUGCACUUGUGUGUCCAAGUUACAAAACAUGUUAGCCAAUCCCUAAGGCGGGAUCGAUAAAGAACAUAGUAGCAUUACAUCGUAGAUUCAAAACAACACAAUCAGGACCAAUGACGUGGUGCAAAC